UAGGUAGAGAAAGUUCACUCAAAAGUACUGAGAACGAAAAAAGUAUGGAUACUUCAUCAGAGAAAACUGCCACUUCUUCUUCAAAUUCAAAAGAUGAAACGAUAAUUAUAGCUCAACAACUGAAAAUGCAAUUUCACGGCACCAGAAAAGGGGAUCUCGAAACCAUAGAUUCAUAUGUCAAAAAGUUGAAAUCCACAGCUAAUUCUUUAACAGCAAUCGGCAAUCCAAUUUCAGAUCCAGAUUUGGUUUUGCAACUUCUUGCUGGUUUGCCUCCUCAAUACUUGCUCCUCAAAAACACGAUCUCCUCACAGUUACCUCUCCCAAAUUUCUCAGAGGCUUGUUCCAUGCUUUACGAAUACGAGAAAACAACAUCAACUCCGCCUCCUGAUGCAGCUGGUGAAAAUAAUACUAAUAGUAAUACUGGUAAGAGUACUAUGGAGAUGAUCCAUGAUAUAGCAAGUACAGUAACAACUGUAGCUUCAAUAGGUCGCGAAUUUUGGAAUGCGGUUGCACCCUGGUCUGGUAGUCGUUCUUCAGGAACACCAACAAAGGCGACUCCAGGUCCGGGAAAUAAGAAAAAUGGAUCUACCGGAGGAAGAGGAAGAGGAAGAGGAAGGGGAAACAAUAAUAGAGGCAGAGGCGGAGGCGGAGGCAGAGGCAGAGGAGGCACUUCUUCUUCUGCUGGAAAAUAGUAUUAUAGUACUUAAAUGUGUUCUUUAACUUUAUCUCAAUUGUUAUCAAUGUCCUACGAAUUCAUGUCAUACUACAAUGAGUGUAUUUCACGCGAAUUAUAUAUAUCUACUUAUUU
Solanum stenotomum is the source of this 808-nucleotide messenger RNA. RefSeq lists its product as uncharacterized. Lineage: Eukaryota; Viridiplantae; Streptophyta; Magnoliopsida; Solanales; Solanaceae. The record is from RefSeq and is a predicted model, not a curated record. The transcript has a single exon. The coding region runs from base 45 to 692 and encodes 215 amino acids.